AUGAAUGGCGUUCCGGGAGACCUCCUCCCCGAUGACACGGUCUUCCCAGAAGACCUGCUGGGGCUUGGAUUCGUCAUCACCAAAGAUGACAAAAUCCGGUACAUCGCCGCCCCUGACCAAGGCCCUCGUUACAAGGUCAACCGAAGUGACCGCAUGAACAAGGUCCACAUUGAGGCCUUGCAUAAGGCGAUUCGUACCAGCAUCAUUGACCGGCUCCUGGGAAUGGGCAUGCACUUCAUGAAAAUUCCCAAGGGCAGCAAGCAGCAGGUCCCCAUCAUGGUGUCUGGUAACGUUACCACUGCACCUCGAGUUGUCGUAUUCGUCGGCGAGAUUGUCGAAGACCUGGGCGUCUUCUCGUACCGUGAUGCUUGCGACGAUGGCAUUUCUUUCGGUUCGAUCUUGGGCUUUGCAAAGGGUCUGCUCGGUGAGAAUGCUCAAGAUUCGCCGAAUGCUCUCAUCCUUGCGAACGCCGGCCAGAAUGUCUGGCACAAUGCAGGUUGGUUCGCGAUGACCCAUGACAGUGUUCAUGGUCAACACCGCGCCUCUGCCGUGGACCGCGAACGUCCACUGAGUGCUCGUAACGUGAUCGGCAACGGCAUCAGUGAGCAUGUCCAGAAUAUCUUCGAAGGAAUCUUGAUGCGCAGCAACUUCCGAGUCGGUGCCAGAAUCGACAUCAUUGGCCUGUCUGAGGGCGGCCAUGCUGCCAUGACAUACCUGAAGAACCAAUGGAGUUUAUGGUCGCCCCACAUCUCCUCUCUCUCCCUGAUCAACCCCGAGACGAUUGUGAGCGUGGACACCAAGACUGAUGACCAGAAGGAUCCGAAGUCAUUCGCCUGGUUUAUGAAAUACCGUUGCCGUGCUUGGGCCAUCUGUGACAAGUCGAUUGGCACACGUGUGCCCGGUCUUAACCUCCGCCAUGGUUGCAACACGUACUCUUCCGGUGAAGGCACGAAGUCGGCGUGCAUGAUCACUCGUGGUGUGGGACACAUCUUGACCUGGAUGAACAUUAUGCACUACUCCCCGAUGGCGAUGGAGAAGUUUGAUGUGGUCCCUGGCGAGACCGAUCCCAACGGCGAAGGUUUUAUCGCAUCACUGAUCAACAACGACAUACUCCCUGGCGGCAAAAUUGAGGUGCACAGCCUAGAAGUUAUGAACCAGAUUCAAAGCUUUCUGACCGGUGUCACGUUCACCGAGGACAUGGUAACUUUUUUCAAUGACAAGUUGUAUCCCGGUGAAGAUGAUACCAACGAAAGCGACGAUGACAGCGAGUGUUCGGCCAUUUACAGAGUUGAGAACAAUGAUGCGUUUGACGCUCUUCCUGACGUCCUUCCUGCCAUUCCUGGCGGUCCUGCUGACGCUUACGCGAACGCUCUUCCCACCCCCGACGAUCCCAACGUCCUUCCUGACCCUCUUGCUGACGCUCUUUCCGUUCUGGAAACCCCAACCUACUACGACGACGUAAUCGUCGGCAAGGCUGGCCCGUUUGAGCUUAGUGAUCUGCAAGACAUCCGAGAGGAGGGCGAAGAAGAGUAA
Messenger RNA from Penicillium samsonianum, 1533 nucleotides. RefSeq lists its product as uncharacterized. Bases 1 to 1533 code for a protein of 510 amino acids. The record is from RefSeq and is a predicted model, not a curated record. Gene Ontology annotation, biological process: regulatory ncRNA-mediated heterochromatin formation. The transcript is spliced from 4 exons. NCBI's taxonomy places the organism in Eukaryota, Fungi, Ascomycota, Eurotiomycetes, Eurotiales, Aspergillaceae. Gene Ontology annotation, cellular component: nucleus. Gene Ontology annotation, molecular function: siRNA binding.